Messenger RNA from Adineta ricciae, 1290 nucleotides. Lineage: Eukaryota; Metazoa; Rotifera; Eurotatoria; Adinetida; Adinetidae. The record is from the annotation of a GenBank genome assembly.
AUGAAUGAUUCAAAGUCAGAUACGAAACGCAAGAAUAUUUGGUCUCGAAUUCUUCUUCAACAAUAUGUGGAUGGUGUUGCAUCUUUAGGUGAUCGUGUUGAUAAAUUGGAGAAGGAAGGGUGGCGGCUACAUGAUAAAACAAGAUUGAACUCUCUGUGGGCUGAAGGCGAGUUAAUCAAAAUUCAAGCAACAGCAAUCAAAGUUCUACUUCCAGAAUCAUCACUUCCUUUGGUUCAGCCACCAUUGACUCGUGCUCACGAAAAGAAUGAAGAUAAUAUUGAAAUCCAUGGUGAAAACUCUUUUAUAGGGCAAAUUUCAAUUGUUUUCUCUACAACCGAAUGGAAAGAUGCAUUUAGUCGCACUCAUCAAAAGAUGAAAGCUGACUGGACUACAACAUUCAAUAAAAAGCUAACCAAUAACGGGACAGGUAUAACAUGUACUUUAAAAUUUAAAACUCCAUAUUUUAAGACAGGAGAAAGGAAGAAAAAUUGCCGCGAUUUCUCUUGCACUAUUACAUGUACUAUCAAAGGAUGUAAGAGAAAAUAUAUAAUGGAAUGUGAAUUUCUACCGGAUGAUAACCCAUCAGUACUGUUCCUUGUUAAAAUAUUUGGAAAACAAGAUCAUACCAAUGGGCCUAGUACUCGUAAACUGAACGGUAAAGACCGCAUGCUAGUUGGCGAGCGUGUAGAAGUUGCUGAUGAACACUUACAAGCAGCAGGCAAUUUCACUGGCUGUGAAACAAUUGAGACGAUAAAUAAGGCAGCAUACGAUUAUCGAAAGAAAAUGCACAUUGCUGAAAACAUUUAUGCAGAAUGUCGUAUUACUGAAUUCGUUUUUGAUGUAGCGGACGAAACGUCACAAGAUUGUAAAGAUGCAACUGGUGGAGUAAUUAAAAAAUUGGCUCGACAAAAGCAGAUAUUAGUUUAUGCAUUGUUAUUUAAAGAUGGUGAUGACUCUAAUGAUAAUAUUCCACUGGCACAUGCAAUGUUAGCAGACAAUAGAGUGCCAAGCAUUAGUAGUUGUUUUAAAUAUUUACGUUACAGUAUCUACCAAGUUAGAAACGUCGAUAUUCUUCCAUCCUUUUAUGUUAUUGAUUUUUCUGCUGCUCUUAUGAAUGCUAUUCUCGAAGGAUUUAUCGUUGAAACUAUUAAUGCUCAUCUUAAACGAUGUUGGAAUGUUUUACAUGGUCAACAAAUCCGAUGCUGGAUCCGAUCGGAUCUUACCGGAUCCGAUCAUCCGACAAAAUCCGAUCGGAUUCCGGGAAACGGAAUUGCAUUGGAAUCCGACUAG